AUGGAUCCUCCAAAUCUCCCUCUCUUGCUUCUUCUCACCUUGGCUUCCACCAUUACCGCCCAAUCUUUCCCAACGCCCUACUGUGGUUCGACUGGCAACUUCAGCGCCGACAGCACCUACCAAAUCACCCUCACCGCCCUCCUCUCCUCCAUCUCCACCACCAACUCCUUGUCCCUCACCUACGGCUUCUUCAAGGCCUCCUCCGCCGUCUCCGGCGCCUCCCAGACCCUCUAUGUCAUCGGCUCCUGCCGUGGUGACCUCCCUGCCGAGAGCUGUCGCGCCUCUCUCAAUGCCUCGGCCUCUAACGUUCGUGACCUCUGGCCCCUCCAGAAGGAGGCGGUCCUCUACAACGGGAACUGCACCAUCCGGUACUCUAACGCCUCGAUCUUCGGUACAGUCACGACCGACCCCGGCUACCUGCUGUACAGCGGGAACAACGUCACGAGCCCGGACACGUACAACACGGCGCUGCAGACAUUGCUGGGUAGUCUGCAGGGCGAGGCGGCGGGCGGUGGCUCGCUGAGGAAGUACGCGACAGGGAAUGAGUCGGCGGGUUUCGACAGGAUCUAUGCGACGGUGCAGUGCACGCCGGACUUGACGGAGCAGGAUUGCAGCGACUGCCUGGUGAAAGUUGUCGCGAAUCUUGGGCAGUGCUGUGCCGAGAAGUUGGGAGUGAAUAUCAUGGCACCGAGUUGCCAGUUCCGGUACGAGACCAAUGAUCGGUUCUUCGACCCGGUCAAAGAGCCACUUCCACCGCCGCCCGCACCGCUAUCACCGGCAGCAGACGCACCGCCCCCACCGCCAGUCUCGACAAGUGCUUCUGUGGUCCUUGUUAUCGGCAUUGUCAUAAUCCUGAUAAUGAAAAGGAAGAAGAAGCAGCCCAGACAAAGAGUUGAAGGUGAAGUUGAGGAUGAAAUAAGCACGGCAGAGUCACUGCACUAUGAUUUCGGCACUAUUAGAGCGGCAACUGAUAACUUCUCUGAUUCCAAGAAGCUUGGACAAGGCGGUUUUGGUGCUGUUUACAUGGGUCGGCUCUCCAACGGACAAGAAAUCGCAGUAAAACGGCUGUCGUAG
Messenger RNA from Eucalyptus grandis, 1074 nucleotides. RefSeq names its product cysteine-rich receptor-like protein kinase 29. The record is from RefSeq and is a predicted model, not a curated record. The transcript is spliced from 4 exons. Gene Ontology annotation, molecular function: ATP binding; protein kinase activity. The coding region runs from base 1 to 1074 and encodes 357 amino acids. Gene Ontology annotation, biological process: protein phosphorylation. Lineage: Eukaryota; Viridiplantae; Streptophyta; Magnoliopsida; Myrtales; Myrtaceae.